Messenger RNA from Eutrema salsugineum, 1767 nucleotides. RefSeq names its product purple acid phosphatase 23. NCBI's taxonomy places the organism in Eukaryota, Viridiplantae, Streptophyta, Magnoliopsida, Brassicales, Brassicaceae. Gene Ontology annotation, molecular function: acid phosphatase activity; metal ion binding. The coding region runs from base 1 to 1767 and encodes 588 amino acids. The record is from RefSeq and is a predicted model, not a curated record. The transcript is spliced from 8 exons.
AUGGCUCCAGCAAGGGCAACAUUAUUCAUCAUCUUCACCCCUUUACUAAUCAUGAUUACAGUGACCUCGACGUCGUUGCUUCUUGCCACCGGCGACACAAUCCCCACAACUUUGGACGGCCCGUUCAAGCCAUUGACCCGCCUGUUCGACCCGUCGCUUCGACGAGGCAGUGACGACUUGCCUAUCGAUCAUCCGAGGUUGAGAAAGAGAAACGCCAACUCCGAUUUACCAGAACAGAUUUUUCUAUCUCUUUCUACUCCAACUUCCAUGUGGGUUUCUUGGGUCACUGGUGAUGCUGUGGUUGGAAAAGAUGUGAAACCGCUUGACCCGACAUUGGUUUCAAGCGAGGUUUGGUAUGGGAAGGAGAAAGGAAAAUACCCGCAAAGAAAGAAAGGAAAUGCAACAUUUUAUAGUCAGUUGUAUCCCUUUGAUGGCCUUCUCAAUUACACAUCAGGCAUCAUACACCAUGUCCUCAUUGACGGUCUUCAACCAGAAACUAAGUACUAUUACAGGUGUGGAGACAGCUCUGUUCCCGCGAUGAGCGAGGAGAUUUCUUUUGAGACUUUGCCAUUGCCAAGCAAAGACGCAUAUCCUCAUCGAAUUGCCUUUGUUGGGGAUUUGGGACUUACUAGCAACACAACCACCACCAUUGACCAUUUGAUGGAAAACGAUCCCUCACUGGUUGUGAUUGUUGGGGACUUAACAUAUGCAAACCAGUACCGUACAACUGGUGGCAAAGGAGCUUCAUGCUUCUCAUGUUCGUUUCCAGAUGCACCUAUUAGGGAGACGUAUCAACCUCGUUGGGAUGCCUGGGGAAGGUUCAUGGAGCCACUGACCUCCAAGGUCCCAACGAUGGUCAUUGAAGGCAACCAUGAGAUUGAGCCUCAAGCUUCCGGGAUCACCUUUAAGUCAUAUUCUGAAAGGUUUGCGGUUCCUGCAAGUGAGAGUGGCUCCAACACCAACUUCUACUAUUCUUUUGAUGCCGGAGGAUUGCAUUUUGUUAUGUUGGGUGCAUAUGUUGAUUAUAAUCACACUGGAGCGCAGUAUGCAUGGCUAAAGGAAGAUUUAUCUAGAGUUGAUCGUGCAGUAACACCUUGGCUUGUUGCAACAAUGCAUCCACCUUGGUACAAUAGCUACUCCUCGCAUUACCAGGAGUUUGAAUGCAUGAGGCAGGAAAUGGAAGAGCUUCUUUACCAAAACGGUGUGGACAUAGUUUUUGCAGGACAUGUACAUGCAUACGAGAGGAUGAACCGUGUAUACAACUACACACUAGACCCAUGUGGGCCAGUUUACAUAACUAUUGGAGAUGGUGGAAACAUAGAGAAAGUUGAUGUGGACUUUGCAGAUGACCCUGGGAAGUGUCCAUCCCCGGGUGACAACGUUCCUGAGAUUGGAGGAUCAUGCCCUCUAAAUUUCACUUAUGGCCCUGCCAAAGGCAAGUUUUGCUGGGACAGACAACCCGAUUGGAGUGCCUUUAGAGAGAGCAGCUUUGGGCAUGGAAUCCUCGAGGUUGUGAAUACAACGCACGCCCUGUGGACAUGGCAAAGGAAUCAGGAUGUUUAUAAGAACGAAAGAUACGGUGACCAAAUCUACAUUGUCCGUCAACCAAAUCUCUGCAUCUCCUCUUUAACUUCAAGGGAAUCAGGCAAAAGAAGGGAGAAAUCAGGCGGCAAAUCUGGAGUUUCCUCACCCUCAUUACCAAUGUUAAUUUGGACAAUCUUCAUGUUUGGCACUUGUAGGUCCGGUUUUGCUGGACAUUUUAUAUAA